This is a messenger RNA of Histoplasma mississippiense, 1443 nucleotides long. RefSeq lists its product as hypothetical. Gene Ontology annotation, biological process: cytoplasmic translational initiation. Lineage: Eukaryota; Fungi; Ascomycota; Eurotiomycetes; Onygenales; Ajellomycetaceae. Gene Ontology annotation, molecular function: translation initiation factor activity. The transcript has 2 exons. The record is from RefSeq and is a predicted model, not a curated record. Bases 1 to 1443 code for a protein of 480 amino acids. Gene Ontology annotation, cellular component: cytoplasm; eukaryotic translation initiation factor 3 complex.
AUGGCUGCUACCCCUAACACCCUCCUGAUCGAGGGCACGUUUGCUGAGCUAGCGGACGAGCUGGCCCAGUAUAUCGAUGCCAUCCGCAAAGUGGAGAAGGGCGUCUAUGCCGAAAUCACACCAGCACUCGAGGUCCUACGGGGGAUAGAUCAGAUAGAAGAGCCUAGUGCUGCACAGCGGCAGCAGAUUCUGUCCAAGAGGGAUGAGGUUCUGAAGAAGAUCGUUGUGGCUGCGCAAGCAUUGAAUACAGCUCCAGAAAAGGAAAUCACCGCUGCUUAUAAUCUCCUUAUCCACCUCAUCCGCCAGUCCUCGUCCGUCAACAUGUUCCUCCCACGGAUUUGCGGUUACCUCGCCAAACCAUUUACAUCCUCUCCACAGCAUGGCUCAAGCCUUGCUAUAUCCAUCCUCUCUACUAUCUUCAAUACCCUCGCUCCUCAAGAUACAGGUCGCUAUCACGUGUUCCUCGCUAUCCUAGCAGUCAUCCGCCAGGCGCCCUCCGUGUUUGCAUUCACUGCUCUCAAAUCACAGCUUAACACGCAGCUCCCCAUCUGGAUAGGGUCCUGGGACCUUGAUGAAGAGGAUCUCCAACGCCUUCACCUGGCUAUAUCCGACGCGGCCAAAGAAGCCGGCGACCAUGAACUUUCACACUCCCAUCUUGUCUCCGCCCUCCAAGCCAUCCCUCCCUCCGAAGCAUCCUCUCCCGAAGCCCAUGACCUUGCUCUGCGCGCCCUCCUAUCAGCUCUUACCUCGCCCUCAGUCUUCGAUUUCACCCCCCUCACUGCAUCCGACGCCAUCCAGUCCCUGCGAACAAGCGAACCCCACCUCUUCGAACUCCUCGAAGUCUUCGCAGCAGACACCCUAGAUGUAUACGAAGACAGCAUUAAAUCCACACCACUCUCCGCCAUCCACAACCUUUCCGCCUCCGCUGAAAUCCUCCAAACAAAGAUGCGCCUCCUCACCCUCGCCAGCCUCUCGGCCUCCACCCCAUCCCGCUCCCUCCCAUACGACACAAUCGCAAACGCCCUGCGUAUCCCACGCGCGGAUGUGGAGAAAUGGGUCAUCGACACCAUCCGCGCCGGGCUUGUGGAGGGCAAACUCAGCCAGCUGAAGGGCGAAUUCCUAGUGCACCGCGCGACUUACCGCGUGUUUGGCGAGAAGCAGUGGGCGGAGAUUCAGGGGCGGCUGAUGGUGUGGAGACGGAGUUUGGAGAACGUGUUGGGUGUGGUGAGGAGUGAGAAGGAGAAGUUCGUACGGGACGAGAUGGCCGCGGCCGCCGCGGCCAAUGCGGCUGCUACUGCUGCUGCUGCUGCAAAUGCGGAGGGUGGUGCGCAGAGGGGUGGGGAGAGGAGGAGAGGUGGUGGUGGACAUCAUCAGCAAAGACAGCAACACCAAAUGCACGAGCAACAGCCGAGAGAGGUUGAGUUGGUUGGCGGGGGCGAUUAG